CUAUCGCAUAACGGGGCUCGUCAUCGAAAGAUUGUCCUCGCCGGCCACCGUAUGAUGACGUGUCUCCUGCUGUAGCGCUAGAGCUCAAGGUACAGUCUACACAGCCACCGGACAACUUCACUGGUUCAGGAUGAGGCGCGCUGGAUUGGGCGAAGGAGGCCCUGGGAAUUAUGUGGCUAGUGGAUACAGUGUUUAUGAAGAGGAGAAUGAACAUCUGCAGGAGGGACUGAGGGCUAAAGUCACCGCCCUGAAGAGUCUGUCUAUCGACAUCGGAACGGAAGUCAAAUACCAGAAUAAAAUGCUGGAUGAUAUGGACACAGACUUUGACUCAACAGGCGGCCUGCUUGGUGCUACUAUCGGCAGAGUCAAGCAGCUGUCCAGAGGCAGUCAGACCAAACUGCUGUGCUACAUGCUGCUCUUCUGUCUUUUCGUCUUCUUUGUCCUGUAUUGGUUCAUCAAGCUGAGGUGAUAAGCAGGCUCUGUUGGACUUGACCUCCUAACUCCCCGUCUUCAUCCCCAAUGUUUGCCAAGCCAAUGCGUCUCAAAACUAGACCCACAUGAUGUUGAUGAGGAAAGGCAGGGAUAUUUCUUUUAAGUGUCUCAGCUUUACAUGUGCCCACAUCUCAGAGUAUUUCAUGAAUAAAACCCACAAAAUGUAGUUAUGAAAGAACUCCUACUGAUACUAUGUGAUGGAACCCUAAACAGUAGGUAAAAUAGGUCUAAGAUGAUUAAUGACCAAGUGAAGUAGGAGUUGUUAACUGUAUAUGUAUAUAUGAAGCAGACACUGACAGUAUAUGUUUGUGCUUGAUAUCAGCCCAAUUUACCUGGAUGAGAAGAUGAGACAUAACAUUAAACGUGUAGCAACUGUAGAAGAUACUACUGUGUCAAAAACCUUAAUUUAGUCGGGGGCACAUUAUAUGAGAGAUGUGAUGAAUUGGCAAAUCUGUAUAUACAGACAAUGUUGUGUUAAAAGUUAUUAAGUUAUAGAAUGCUACUUGAAGCAAAUAAUCUAAUGUUUUGCUUUUUAAGAAUGAAUGGAUGUUUUACAGGAGUUGCCAUUCAUUGAACAAUUAAUAACAGUGUGCUUUAUUGUUUCAUCUUUGUUGUAAAAAUGUUUUUUUUAAUGUAAAUAAACAAAUUUUAUGCUCUAAAUUGACUUGUGUUAAU
Messenger RNA from Anoplopoma fimbria (sablefish), 1167 nucleotides. RefSeq names its product Bet1 golgi vesicular membrane trafficking protein (gene bet1). NCBI's taxonomy places the organism in Eukaryota, Metazoa, Chordata, Actinopteri, Perciformes, Anoplopomatidae. The record is from RefSeq and is a predicted model, not a curated record. Gene Ontology annotation, molecular function: SNAP receptor activity. Gene Ontology annotation, biological process: endoplasmic reticulum to Golgi vesicle-mediated transport; vesicle fusion with Golgi apparatus. Bases 131 to 469 code for a protein of 112 amino acids. The transcript has 5 exons. Gene Ontology annotation, cellular component: SNARE complex; Golgi trans cisterna.